UGAGUAGUCAAUUCCAAUUUCACCUCCACCGGUUGCCCAGCCACCGGUUGGCGGUUGCCCUGCCCCACUUCACGUCUUUACUUAGACAAAACGUUACUUGUACAAUUAUUAUUCCAUGCAGAUGAUGGCAGACGGAGAAUCCAUAUACAUAACAGUACAAGAUAAGCAUUAAUCUCUUCCUACUUUGUGUUUAUCAAAUUCCAAUUCCAAACUUAAUCCACAAUUUAAUUGUGGGUACUUAAUUCAGUUUUUUUAUAAUUUGAUUUAUUCCCACUCCAUCUCUUCGCUUUCCUCACGGACCUCACCUAACCUUCGUGUAUAUAGUUUCAGUUUUUACCUGGUACUUAACCUAGUUAAUCCUAUGAAAACCUGAUAUCUAUCUGCUUUUGUUUUUUCUCUUUUAAAAGAAAAAAAGAAACCUUUUUUUAUUUUUGUGUUCUGGGGUCCGACUUUUUGAAGUAAACGCUUUUUCUGAUGGAUGAUUGGAGGAGCUUGUCUUUUGCGUGGGAUUGAGUUGAAGUGAACAAAUGGAGUAGGGAUGUAAUGAUAACAGCAUCCGUUUUGCAAUCAAGAUAGAUGAUGUUGUUGGCUGCAUAUAUUUAUAUAUAUGGACGUUUCUGAAAAUUCUUGAGUGGGAGAUUUUUUUUUUUUUCGGGGGAUUAAUGGAUCAAGAAAAUCAUGAGAGUGAUGGAAUUGUUGAGAAUUUGAGUCAAGUUAGUAGAGUAACAAGUGAGAAUUUAAGUAAUUUGGUUCAUGGGGUUGUGCAAGACACUGUUACCGUGAAAAAUUCAGUUGAAACUUCAAGUGUUAGAAGAGAUAUUGGUGAGGUCGAGUUAAGUGAAGCUUUAGGAGAAGGGCAAGAGAGGGUUGUAAAUCAUGAGGCUGAUGAUAGGAGAGUAACUGCCAAUAAUUCAAGCAAUUUGGUUCAUGGGGUUCGGACACAUGCGGUGAGUUCAGAAGAAAGUACGAGUUGUAGUGGAGAAAAGGAGGGGUUUGUAUUCAAAGUUGAUGAAUUGGGGUCAAGUAAUGCAAUUGUAGAAGCACACAAUCGGCAAAGAGUAGCCAGUCAAAUUGAUCAAGUGCAGGAGACUGCUGUUGUGGUAAAUUUGGAUCAGACAGCAGGUGUUAGCAGAGUCAAUAAUGAGUUAGAAUCAAGGGGUAAUGAAUGGAUAUCAAGUAAAGCAUUGGUGGAAAUGUUGAAGAGAAAUAAUUCUAGAGUGGAGAAGCAAUCCUGUGUGAUUGAUAUUAAAAGUGGCAGCGGAGAUGAGAAGGGAACUAAGGAGAGUGGUAAUGAGGAAAGGGUUUGUAGAAUUUGUCACUUAGGCUCUGAGCAAUUAUUGGAAACCGCAGAUGCUACUGCUACUGCUGAUAGUUCCACUAUGGGUUUAAUUCAUCUUGGUUGUGGGUGUAAAGAUGAGCUUGGCACUGCACAUAGCCAUUGUGCUGAAGCAUGGUUUAAGCAAAAAGGAAACAGGUUGUGUGAAAUUUGUGGCCAGACUGCAAAAAAUAUCACCGGCAUUGGGGAUUUAAGAGUUAUCGAGGAAUGGAGCGAGCAUAGAUUCAUUGGCAGCAGUAAUAGCUCAUCAGAAAGGAGCGGAUGUUUGCAGGGACAGCCAUUUUGUAACCUCCUAAUGGCAUGCCUAGUGAUAGCUUUCGUGCUGCCAUGGUUUUUUCGUGUAAAUAUGUUCUAAAAUGGUGUGAGUCAUAAUCAGGACUGUUGAUUCCCGGCUUCAGAAUUCAAAUGGUUGCCCACCUUGACAACCACAAAAGGCUUUACAAAAAAUAUACUGCUGGAAAACAGUUUUUAGUUCUCUUUAUUCUUUGCUGCAUGCUGGUACUUGUCACACAUGGAAUAUCUGCAAUUCUUAUUCAGGAGUCCUCAUUGUAAACACAGGCAAAAAUUGGUUAUUUGUUCAUACUUCACAGAAAGUGACUAUUUAUUUUCAUACAAUCAGUUUUAUUUUUUCUU
Mangifera indica (mango) is the source of this 1969-nucleotide messenger RNA. RefSeq lists its product as uncharacterized. The transcript has 3 exons. The coding region runs from base 663 to 1691 and encodes 342 amino acids. NCBI's taxonomy places the organism in Eukaryota, Viridiplantae, Streptophyta, Magnoliopsida, Sapindales, Anacardiaceae. Gene Ontology annotation, molecular function: zinc ion binding. The record is from RefSeq and is a predicted model, not a curated record.